Rotaria socialis is the source of this 951-nucleotide messenger RNA. Lineage: Eukaryota; Metazoa; Rotifera; Eurotatoria; Philodinida; Philodinidae. The record is from the annotation of a GenBank genome assembly.
AUGGCUUUGACUCAAUCAACGAGCAAUAUUAUCAUGAUUCGACCGGCUUGUUUUUGUUUCAAUACAGAAACAGCUAGUUCGAAUGUAUUUCAAAAAGAUCAAUAUGAUGAUCCAUCAGCAGCAAAUAAAAUUCCAAAGCAAGCUCUAAAAGAAUUCGAUCAUAUGGUCGAGCAACUACGUUCAUAUGGUGUUGAUGUAGAUGUAAUUGAUGAUACACCGUCACCAAUAAAACCUGAUGCAAUUUUCCCCAAUAAUUGGUUUUCAACACAUUCCGAUGGAACAAUUGUUCUCUAUCCAAUGCUUGCAGAAAAUCGUCGUAUCGAACGUCGGCAAGAUAUCAUUAAAAACCUAUGUCAAACGCAUCAUGUUACCGCUAUUAUUGAUCUAAGUGUAUACGAACAACGAAAUCAAUUUCUUGAAGGUACAGGUUCAUUAGUACUUGAUCGUAUAAAUAAAAUUCUUUAUGCUAUACGAUCACCACGCACACAUGAAACUGUUGUGCAACGUUUUACUGAAUUAAUCAAUUAUCAACAACCUCCGAUUAUAUUCGAUAGUAUUGAUGAUAAUCAAAAACCUAUUUACCAUACAAAUGUUAUCAUGGCUAUUGGUACACGUGUAGCUAUAAUAUGUUUAGAAUCGAUUGUAGAUCAAGAACAAAGAAAUACUAUCGUAAAGUCUCUUGAACAAAAUGGAAAAAGGAAAAUUAUUAAUAUUACACUUGAACAAUUGAAAAAUUUUGCUGGUAAUAUGCUUGAAGUAAAAAAUAAGCAAGGUGAUUAUUUAUUAGCUAUGUCAAAGACAGCUUAUGAUUCAUUAACUAACGAGCAAAAAAAUCUUAUUGAAGCAACCAACACUAAAUUAAUCUAUUUCGAUGUAUCAACUAUCGAACAAUGUGGUGGAGGAAGUGUACGAUGUAUGAUUGCAGAAAACUUUCUAGCUGAAAAUAUUUAA